GACGAACUUGAAGACAUGAACCCAGCGCCUCAACCAAAGACGGUAUUCAUCACGGGCUGCUCCUCCGGCAUCGGGCUCGCCACGGCGCAGCUCUUCUUCGCACGUGGGUGGAACGUCGCCGCGACAAUGCGCACGCCAUCCGCCUCCGAUUUGCCCGCCCUCACCGGUACCACUCCCGACUCGGAUAACCGGCUGCUCGUCAUCCCGCUCGACGUGACGGAGUCCGCGUCGAUCGGCGCCGCCGUCGCCGCGGCCAUCAGCGCCUUCGGGACGAUAGAUGUGCUCGUGAACAACGCGGGGUACGGCCAGGGCGGGCUCUUUGAGGCGCUCUCGCGGGAGCGCGUGCAGAAGCAGUUCGAUGUGAAUGUUUUUGGCGUAAUGGACGUGACGCGUGCGCUCCUCCCGCACCUACGCGCCAAUCCUUCUGACACGGCGGUGGUGAACGUGUCCUCCGGCGCGGGCCUCUGGGGCCUGCCGAUGACAUCGCUCUACAGCGCCAGCAAGUUUGCACUCGAGGGCUUCACCGAGGCGCUCUCCUACGAGCUCGCAUCGCAGAACAUCCGGGUCAAGUCCGUGAUCCCGCACGGGGGCGUCACGGCAACACAGUUCGGCGCGCGGUUCGCCGCCGGCUCGGCCGAUGCGGGUGGCCCCGGGCCGGGCGUGGCGGAGGCAUAUGCCGCGUUUGUGCAGAAAACGCGAGAGAGCUUCGCCAAGAUGGUCGCCGGCGCGGCCAUCUCGUCCGCCGAUGUUGCCGACACGAUCUAUGCCGCGGCAACGGACGGCACCGCCCGGCUGCGGUACCUCGUCGGCGACGACGCGCGGGGGUUUGUCGCGGCGCGCUACAGCUCGAGCGACGAUGCUUCGUACAUGGCGGCUAUGCGUGCAUAUUUUGCCUAG
This is a messenger RNA of Mycena indigotica, 897 nucleotides long. RefSeq names its product 3-oxoacyl-(Acyl-carrier-protein) reductase. The record is from RefSeq and is a predicted model, not a curated record. Gene Ontology annotation, molecular function: oxidoreductase activity. NCBI's taxonomy places the organism in Eukaryota, Fungi, Basidiomycota, Agaricomycetes, Agaricales, Mycenaceae. Bases 16 to 897 code for a protein of 293 amino acids. The transcript is spliced from 3 exons.